GCCAAGAGCUGUCUUGGACCACCAGAAUACUUCCUGUUUCUAUGAGGUCCUGCAAGUUACGAGUAGCUGCAGUGUAGUGGGGGAGAAGGGAUGGCGGAGAAGAGCCCUGACCUCAGCGGCUCAGUUGGACGGAGGUGUCCCGCCCCGUCUGCAGGAGAAAUAACGCAUUUACCUGGAAUUGGACCAUCCAAAUGGGUUCGUCUGAAUGUUGGUGGAACAUACUUCCUCACCACGAGACAAACGCUGUGCAGAGACCCCAAAUCGUUCUUGUAUCGACUGUGCCAGGCAGACCCCGACCUAGACUCUGACAAGGAUGAGACGGGGGCAUAUUUAAUAGACAGAGACCCAACUUACUUCGGUCCAGUGCUCAACUAUCUAAGGCAUGGGAAAUUGGUGCUCAAUAGAGGCCUCGCAGAGGAAGGAGUACUGGAAGAGGCAGAAUUCUACAAUAUUACCUCUUUGAUCAAGCUUGUUAAAGACAAAAUCAGAGAGAGGGACUCCAGAACUGCACAGCUUCCAGUAAAGCAUGUCUACAGAGUCUUGCAGUGCCAAGAAGAAGAAUUAACGCAAAUGGUUUCUACCAUGUCAGACGGCUGGAAGUUUGAACAGUUGGUCAGUAUUGGCUCCUCAUACAACUAUGGAAAUGAAGACCAGGCAGAAUUCCUGUGUGUUGUCUCCAAAGAACUGCAUAACCAAUGUUAUGGCACAAGCAGCGAGCCAAGUGAAAAGGCUAAGAUUCUUCAAGAACAAGGUUCUCGAAUGUAAAGAGACUGCAAUCCUUAGGAUCUUGUCAAAAACAUGAUUAUUAUUUGGAUAUAAACACAUAAAACACAUCACAAUCUAAAGGAACUUUCUUUGGAACAUCAUGGUAAGCUGAUGAAGUCAGCUUCCUUCUUUCUACACACACCAGUAAUGUGCACAACUAAGUGUUAAUUGACUGUUUUGACUACUUAGUGGUGUAGAUUGAUCCCAGAUGGAAAGAAGGACCUAGCAGCCUUAUCAGUGUGAUGGAGAGAAAAUAGACGUGUCAUUUGUAAAAACUUGCGCAAGGUUAUCUACUACAUCUAGCUGGUCCAUCAUUUACUCAGGGUUUCUCCUAGUAUUUUCUAAAAUUCACCAGGAAACAAUGCAUACAACCAGGAGGGAAUCGUUAAACUUCAGUUCAAAAAAUGAACUUGAAGAAAAUCUAUUAGAUUUGUGCUCUGUGUUAACUUCGUGUUUGAUAAAUCCAUUUUAGACUGUUUUGGUUUAUAUGUUUAUGAAAAAGAGAUUAUUUGUCCACUUAUACAUAGCCCUUUGGCACAGAAUCUUAUGUUAUGGAAAGGGGACAUUAUCAUCUGCUUUUACCUGUUAUUUUAAAAGAGAUUGACGAUAUAUGAAUGGGAGAUGCAGGAUGUAGAAGUCUUCCAUUGUAGGGUUAUUGGUGUACCCAAUGGAUUGCCUUGAAACUGGAACAUUCUUGUAUUUUAGAGUAUUUUACCUUAAAUGCAGGGUAGGUAAUGUUUUUGAGAAGCACUUUUUGUCAUAUUUCAGAAAUAAACUUCACAUCCUGAUAGCAAUCAAUAAAUUAAUUGCUCUGACGAUAAACAAAAAUAUAUCAGAUAUCUGUGACCAUUGCAGGACUGUAAUGAACACAACAAUCAUCGCGUUCAGACCGAAUGCAAUGAUUGGAAGACCAAUGAUCUUACCUAUCUAACUGCAUGUAGUGUGUCCAUUGCACUCAUUGCAGUAGUCAUACAGCACGUUGAUGUGUUUUUGGGAGAGUAGCUUUGAAGGGGGGGAGGGGGAUAUUUUUGGUUGAAUGUUAUUAAUAGGUAUUUGUUAAACUCUGUGGAACCCAUUUUACUUGCCGAUUUUUAUAUAACCUUUGCCUCUUUGUCUCAAUAUUAAUUGCAAGCCUUGUUUGUUUACUUGGUUUACUUUUGAAUUGUUUGUAUUAUUUGCAAAGCUUUUGUCUUGGAUUUGGGCAGUUAACUUCAAUGUUAGGGCAGUGACUGUUUGUGGCAGGUACUACCAAUCAAAUAAUUGAUAUUAUGCAUACAUGUAUCACACCUGUGUUGGAAACAUAGUUUUGAAGCACCAAUCCUUUUUCUGCAUGAUUCACCACAGUGUUUUGCAAUAACACCUGUAUACCAGUCAUCAGUCAUCUGACUGGUUUUGGACUGUCAGUGUGCAAACGUAAAAGGUUAAAGCUGCAGCACACAAUGGCUGGUUUUCCCAGAUUCGUUAAGAAGCUGUUAACGCUAAGAUCUUCUUAAAAACAUUCUAAGAGCGUUCUAGAGCGCCCUUAGAAUGUUCUUAAGACGCUCUCAGCAUUAAGAGCUUCUUAACGAAUCUGGGAAACCUGUUCAAUGGCUGUACCAUCACUAAUAGCUUUCACAUAUUCUGCCUAUUGACAAUAUAUAAAGUAACAUUUUGGUGUAGAACAUGUUGCCUUUGUUUGAUGACCAAAUCAAUAUCAAUAUGAACUGAAUUACACAAAUAUGUGGUCAGGGACUUGGAAACUAUUUAGGUAAUUUUAAUGUAUCUAUACAUGUAGCCUCUGUUUGUACAUUGAGGAGAAAGUCUGAUGAUGUUUUCUCAUAUCAUGUAUUUUAUUUAUUUGUUUGCUUACACACUAAGGGCUUUCAAUAGUGGAAUACAAGCUAUAAUCUCUACAGAGGUCAAUUUGACCAUUGUUAUUGCCUGAUCAAGGUAAAGUUUACGUGUAGUGUUUUAUAAUCUUGAUCUUACAUGUUUACUUACCUUGCCAUUUUGACACCACCCUCAAAUUUGGCUGGUUGGAAGAUCUGCAUAUUUGUAUAUUUAUAUAUCCCAAAUAGUUGCUGUCAGCCAUGUAUCAACACAACUAGUAAUACGUUUUUGAAUAUUUUCUGCUGACAAUUAUAUUUACUAGUCACCGAGUGUCUUGUGGUGACAUGUGCCUCUAGUGUCCCUGAGGCUCUUCAGUGCAUUUGCAAUGGGUGUGUUACUGAUGCUCAUAUUUUUCAGGGUCAACUUUUGAUGAGUAGUGACCACCCAGCAGUAGCUUUUCAGAGUAUGGCGUUACAGGAGCUAUCAAUUAUGGCAUGUGUCAUCUACUGCAUGAUUAAACUGAUGCACCCUAGGGUCCUCUUCAGCUCUGCAGGACACCACCUUAUUUUAGAUAGGUCUGACGGUUCUUCUUAGAAAGGGCCCAUGGUAGACACAAGCAUGUUCUUUCCUCCAGCUGCUGUGGAUGUCUUAACUUUUUUCAAAUGGUUUUUUCAAACGUUUUUCAAACUUUCCAUUAGUCUGUAAAACAUUUUCAAAAAGAACAAUUAUGCUUUGCUCCACUUUCACUGCUGUUCCUAUUUAGUAUCUUUCUAGAUGUUUGUACAUGUAUUUUAAAUGCUCAUGUAUAUACAAAGUAUGAAAACCAUGUUUUGACAAGUAAAAAUUCAAAACGAUGGUCAAACUUAAUAAAUGUAAAUUAAUUAACAA
Messenger RNA from Hypomesus transpacificus, 3462 nucleotides. It is a transcript of the gene kctd5a, whose product is annotated as potassium channel tetramerization domain containing 5a. The record is from RefSeq and is a predicted model, not a curated record. NCBI's taxonomy places the organism in Eukaryota, Metazoa, Chordata, Actinopteri, Osmeriformes, Osmeridae. Gene Ontology annotation, cellular component: Cul3-RING ubiquitin ligase complex; cytoplasm. Gene Ontology annotation, biological process: protein homooligomerization; proteasome-mediated ubiquitin-dependent protein catabolic process. Gene Ontology annotation, molecular function: cullin family protein binding. The transcript has 6 exons. Bases 91 to 765 code for a protein of 224 amino acids.